Molecule: messenger RNA, 2493 nt
Organism: Aspergillus versicolor CBS 583.65
Lineage: Eukaryota; Fungi; Ascomycota; Eurotiomycetes; Eurotiales; Aspergillaceae
Exons: 6
Coding region: 1-2493 (830 amino acids)
Cellular component (GO): membrane
Molecular function (GO): oxidoreductase activity, acting on paired donors, with incorporation or reduction of molecular oxygen; iron ion binding; monooxygenase activity
Source: RefSeq, a predicted model, not a curated record
AUGAUCGCACACACCCACUCUCGCUCCAAACGCCUCAUCCUCGCCCUCCUCGCCUUCUCAGCCCUCCUCAGCCUCAUCUGGCUAAACACCCCAUCCAAAGACGAGAAUGAAUCCUGGCGCGAGACACUCCGCAGCCUGACCGUCCCCGCGAGCAACACCCGACGGAUAACCAAAGUGUCCAUGCUAUACGGGAACCGGAAUACCCUCUACGAACGGGCGCUGCAGAGCCAUCGCCGCCAUGCAGAGCGCUGGGGGUAUGGCAUGGACGUUCUCCAGAAUGAUAUCGCGGUCGGGUACUGGAAUAAACCCAGUUAUUUGCUUUCGUUGGUGAUUGAGGAGUUGGCGAAGCCUGUGGCGGAACGGGUGGAGUGGUUUAUGUGGGUUGACGCCGACACAGUUGUUAUAAACCCAGCGAUACCGCUGGAGAUCUUCCUGCCGCCAUUCGAGGUCGAGGAUAUCCACAUCAUCGCGACAAAAGACCACAAAGGAUUAAACACAGGGAUAUUCUUCCUGAGAGUGCACCAGAAGACAGUGGACAUUCUGAUAAAAACACUUGGCUACCCGGUCUACAAUCCCAAAGUCGCGCUCGGUGUGCAGGUCGACCAGACAGCCAUGGAGAAGGUCGUGGCGCAGCCCGCGCUCAAGAAUAGCGUGCUGUAUCUACCGAGGACGUGGAUAAACACGUACGAAUGGGCACAUGCCUAUGAAGGGGAUAGGGGGAAUUUACUGGUCCAUUUCCCGGGACUUGGGGACCAGCGGUGGGCGCAUAUGGCGAAAUGGUUGGAUAUUGUCGAGCAGACGCCCGAGGCGUGGGAGGUCCCCGUGAACGAGACGUGGUAUUUGGAACAGAGUAGUGCCUUUUGGGACAGGGUGCUCACUGCGAAGAAGAUUAUCUGGGAGCACGAGAAAGCGCUUGCUGCUGUAAAGGGGCCUGUUCCGAUGUCGUCUCGAAACAAGCAGAUGGAGCGCGCGGUGGAGGAGCUCCAGAAGGUAUUGUCCGAGGAACCGUACUCGGACAAGCUAAUGGACCUGCGGAUCAAAGACUACGUUAGACCCACCGUUCUAUUCCAAGUGCAUCGCCAAGCGCAUCGCAAUAUGCAGUUCAGCUUCAUUGUGGGCAAUUUGCCCUCCUUCCUGCUCGUCCUGGGGGGUGUAUACUUCCUCACGCUCGCCCACCGCGUCAGCAAGAACCCUCUCUCCUCCGUCCCUGGUCCCCAAAUCACAAAAUGGACCGACCUGGUUCUCAAAUACUACACUGUUAUCGGCCAGCGCCCCCGCUACGUGCACGCCCUGCACCAGAAAUACGGUCAUAUCGUCCGCAUCGCCCCAGACGUGGUGGAUAUAUCCUCCAUCCCCGCCGCGCGCGAAAUCCACCGCAUCGCAAGCCCCUUUCUCAAAUCCCCGUGGUACCGCCUCCUCACCCGCAAAGAUGGCGAGAGUAUCUUCUCCACCACGGACCCGGAGUACCACCGACGGCAUAGACGUCUUCUCUCCUCGCCUCUUUCAGAAGCAAACCUGCGCACCGUCGAGCCGCUCGUGAAAAGCCGGGUCCAGCUCGCCAUGUCGCGGAUCCGCGAGGAGGCCCUCUCCCCGCGCGGGGUGGCGGACAUCUACAAGUGGAUCUUCUUCAUGGCGACGGACAUCAUCGGCGAGUUGAGUUUUGGGGAUUCGUUCCGGAUGCUGGAGGUUGGGAAGAAGAACCAGUAUAUAGCGGAUUUGGAGACGGUGGCGAAGAUUGGCGGGAUUAGGGCUACGUUUCCGGUUACGAUGAAGGUUGCUACUUUUCUUCCCCUGUCGAUCUUUAAGGAGGUUGUGGUGAGUACGGACCGUAUUUUGGAUUAUGCGAUGCAGUCUAUCGAUCGGUACAAGUCGCAUCUGGCGAUGAAUCCGGAUCAGCCGAAGCCGACGCUUUUUACGAAGCUGUAUGCGGCGAGUAAGGUCAAGGAAGGCGAGGGGGAGUGCUUCAGUGAUCGGGAGAUUAGGAAUGAUGCGCAGUCGUUUAUUGUUGCGGGGAGUGACACGACUGCGAAUACGCUGGUGUAUCUCAUCUGGUCUGUUUUGAAGAAUAGCGAGAUCCAGGAGAGACUAGUCACAGAGCUGGAUGCCUUGGUGAAAACGCUUGAGAUUGAAGAGGGGAUCAAGGAUGGCCUUUCCGAUGAGCAUCUACGAGAUCUGCCUUAUAUGAACCAGGUCAUCAACGAAGCCCUGCGUCUAUACCCUGUCGUCCCAUCUGGACUGCCUCGAGUUGUGCCAGAGAAAGGCAGCACUUUGGCUGGACACUGGCUCCCGGGUGGUGCAACGGUGACUACACAGCUGUACUCGCUGCAGAGAGACUCGGAGGUAUUCGAACAUCCAGAAAGUCCUGACCCUUCUUUUGCUGUGCUGUUGCUAACGAACAGACUGCGUUGGAUUGCACCUCGCCCGGAUGGAAUUGCGCCUUGCAACAGCGUUCUUCUUCCGCUCUUUUCCGACGGCGAGAAUGUCUCUGCGUGA